AAUAAUAAAUAAACUAUGAAUCGCUAUAAAUACGAAAAUAUAAUUUCAAUUUGAGUUCUCUCUCCGCAUUCAAAACUCCGUUUACUUAUUCAAACAAACAUGCUUCUCCAACUCUCUCUCCUCCAUUUCACGAUCUUGCUUCUCUCAACAACAUCUUCAUCCGGUUCAAUCGCCAAACCGGGAUGCCCGGAACGGUGCGGGACCCUAUCGAUCCCGUACCCGUUCGGAGUCGGGUCGGGUUGCUCCAUGGAGCGAUCCUUCGACAUCAACUGCAACGCUUCCUACGAUCCGCCAAAGCCCUUCCUCUCCAUCCUGAAUGCAGAGAUCAUCGGAAUAAACCCGACGAAUAUUCGGAUCAAUUUUCCGAACCUGGCCCUCUCAUCCUACGGUCAGAAUGGGAGCAUCUUCAGUGUUAUCUAUAGAUUGUCGUCAACUCGAUACAUGUUCUCCGACCAGAACUGGCUCACCGCCAUCGGCUGCGAUGACAUGGCGGCGGUCACCGGCCAAGCUAAUCGGAGCUUCAGCGGCGGCUGCGUGUCGUAUUGUCAGAGCGCAGAUGAUUCUGGCGGCGUCGCGUCGUGCCCGGAUGAUACCAACGGCUUUGGGCUUGGCACCGGUUGUUGCCGCACCCCUAUUCCUAAAGGCACUACAAACUUGUUCGUAAAUUUGACGGACGUACAUAGAAACUGGAGGGCCAACAAGCUAUUCUCCACUAGCUACGCCUUUGUGGGAGAGAAGGUCACCUCCAAUUUUUCAUACCGUUUGAACGACUUAAAUAAUGCCACAAUAUUCUUUAGUGAUAAUUGGGCUGCCAAAAACACGCCGCCGGUGCUCCUCGACUGGAAGAUGGGGUCGGAGAAUUGCGACAAGUCAACACGAAACCCGACCACCUACGUGUGUCAAGGUAACACUGACUGUGUUGAUUUCGAUACCAACAUUGAAGGCUACCUCUGCAACUGCUCCAAAGGAUACGAGGGCAAUCCUUACCUCGACCCAGGAUGCCAAGAUGUCGAUGAAUGCGCUGAUAGUCCGUGCGAUCCCAACGCGGUUUGCACCAAUCUUCCCGGGAGUUUUAACUGCUCGUGUCGGAAAGGAUAUAGUGGCGACGGAAUGAAAGACGGCACAGGUUGCACUCGUCUGCCGCCCUCUACAAUUAUCAAUGUCGCCAUAGGUUUGGGUGUUGGAUUGGGGUUUAUACUAGUACUCGCGAUAUGCUUCUAUCUAUAUAAGGUAAUGCAGAAAAGAAAGAAGAGAAUUGACAAAGAGAAAUUCUUUGAACAUCUUCUCUUACAACAUCAAACAAACGAAGGCACACUCGAAAGAACAAAACUUUUUCCCGCAAAAGAGUUGGAGAAAGCCACUGAUAACUUCAACGUGAGCCGAAUUCUCGGACAAGGAGGUCAAGGCACUGUCUAUAAAGGAAUGUUAUCCGAUGGUAUGAUCGUGGCUAUCAAGAAACUGAAGUUGGUCGACGAGGAUCAACUGGAACAGUUGAUAAACGAGGUUGUGAUAUUGUCGCAGAUCAACCACAGACACGUGGUGAAAUUGUUGGGAUGUUGCUUGGCGACUGAGGUUCCUCUCCUCGUAUACGAAUUCGUCUCAAAUGGGACGCUUUUCGAGCUCAUUCACAAUCCUAACGCUGACAUUUCACUUUCAUGGAACAUGCGUCUGAAAAUCGCUUCAGAUAUAGCUGGAGCACUGGCCUACUUGCACUCUGCAUCUUCGGUCCCUAUCUAUCACAGAGACAUCAAGUCAAGUAAUAUACUUUUAGAUGAAAAAUAUGUUGUCAAAGUGUCAGAUUUCGGAACUUCCAAGGUUGUGGCAGUGGAUCAGACUCACUUAACCACCAUGGUGAAAGGGACAUUCGGGUAUUUGGAUCCGGAGUAUUUCCAGACGAGUCAGUUUACAGACAAGAGCGACGUAUAUAGUUUUGGAGUAGUUCUUGUGGAGCUUCUGACAGGACGGAGGCCGAUAUCUACGGAUACAACAGAGGGCGACAGGAAUCUAGCGUCGCGAUUUCUUGCUUCGAUGGAAGCUGGUGAUCUAGACACAGUUCUUGAUGCCCGGGUGUCGGAGGAGGGCGGGAGGGAGGCGGUUAUUACGAUUGCGAGGCUUGCUCAAAGGUGCUUGAAUCACAAGGGGAAAAUGAGGCCAACCAUGAGAGAAGUAGCAACUGAGUUGGAAAGCAUUAGAAUGUCUCAAAUGCCUUCAACUGCAAGGAAUGAAGCUGAAGAAACUAGUGUCUAUGAAGUCAAGCCUAUGCUGAUUUCAGACAUAGAUUACACAUGGGCUAGUGGUAAAAGUGAGAUCUCAUCUCCAUCGGAUACACGUCCAUUUAUUCCUGAUGAUAUAGUGUGAGUGUGACCUUGUUUGUGUAUGUUAGUUAGGAAUUGAUCGAUUUUAGGUUUUUGUUUUAUUUUAUUUAGAGUGUUAAUUAUUUGUUGUAUAACGCAAUUUAUUGUUUUUGCUUGGCUAUAUAUAUAAUUUAACAACGGCAUCCAUUAGUUCUUGAUUUUCA
This is a messenger RNA of Salvia miltiorrhiza (redroot sage), 2518 nucleotides long. Its product is annotated as putative wall-associated receptor kinase-like 11. The coding region runs from base 100 to 2358 and encodes 752 amino acids. The record is from RefSeq and is a predicted model, not a curated record. The transcript is spliced from 4 exons. Gene Ontology annotation, biological process: cell surface receptor signaling pathway; protein phosphorylation. Gene Ontology annotation, cellular component: plasma membrane. Lineage: Eukaryota; Viridiplantae; Streptophyta; Magnoliopsida; Lamiales; Lamiaceae. Gene Ontology annotation, molecular function: calcium ion binding; protein serine/threonine kinase activity; ATP binding.